UCGAUAAACGGGCCUGUCCACCAGAAGCCACUUGAAUACCCUGGGAGAAAUGAUGGGUGGCUGUAUUGCAGCUGUGAUGACUGGCACGCCUAAGUCACCCUCUCAGGGAUUUGGAAUGUUUCUUUGGACAGAAUCAUCCCAGACCCACGUUUCACCUGGAGCCUUUGUGCGAGCCUCGCCGGAGUGCAGUACUCAUCAUUUGCUGGAAGUCCAUGAGGCCCAACCUAUGACCAAAGGCAUGAGCCUCUUCAUUUGCCACGGCGGCCUUAAUGGAAACUCCCUGAUCGUCUUCUGACUUUUCCUUGCCUUUUCUUAUUCUCAGGGUGUGUCAUUUAGUGAGUGAAGAUAGAGUCCUCCGCGUCGCGUGCUCAACAUUGCCUGCGACCUGCGUCUUUGGCAGCACACGACUGCACUUGAACCAUCUUUAUACUCGUCCGAGAGUCCAACCAGCGAGCAAGUGAGGGAGUGUCUCACCUCAGGCCGAUACAAUGGCGUCGUCGAUCUCAGUAGCAGUCCUCUCGAUCGUCUUCCUGUUGGCUCCUCGAGUGGCCUGGGCCACAUGUUACUGGCAAAACAGCACACUUGCUCCUGAUUCUCAAUACUCGAUUGCCCAGGACGACACAGCAUGUUUCCCAGAUCAAGACAACUCUCCUUGUUGCGGGACAGGAUGGACUUGCAUGUCAGAUGGGGUGUGCUAUAUCGAGCAGGAAGGCGAAUCAUUCUACUACCGCGGCACAUGCACAGAUCGCACGUGGGAUAGUCAGCAGUGUCCAGGCUGGUGUUUUGCUGAGAGUGAGUGGAAACAUCCCACAGCCUCAACCGGCAAUUGCGGGUUAUCAGAAGCUGACUUGACCUCAACGGCAGACUCGAACACAUCUAUACCUCUGGACAAGUGUGACACUACUGAAGGUAUGCCUCCAUAUGAAGAUGUUGGCUGGAUGGACCAGAAUGCUUAUUCCCUCUCAGAUUGGUACUGUUGUCCUGGGGAUGAAACUUGUAACUGCGACACCGGCAAGGACGCAAUCAAGCUGGGAGCGAGUCAACCGAUCACAAUCACCGUUAUCGGCAGCACAAGCUGGCCUGGAUUCACCAGCACGACGAGUCUUUUCACAGCCGAACCCCUUGUUACAAAUGGCACCAGCACAAGCACUGACAGCCAAGCUGCCGCAACCACAUCGUCAAGUGGUACGAAUUCGGUCUCGACCACAACGCCCGGAUCGUCCAGUCAGUCAGCAAUUUCUGCGGCAGCAUCUGCCAGCUCGAGCAGUCCAGCCGUAUCCAGCAGUCCAAGCUCAGGAUCAGGUAACACCGCUCUUGCUGCAGGAUUAGGUGCUGGCCUCGGUGCAGCGGCAGUUCUGGUUGGCGUGCUCGCCUUCUUUCUGAUCCGCAGCCGACGUCGAAAGAACAAAACAAAGGCCGCAGGAGGGGUUGACUAUGGUGGACUGCCCAAGGGCAACAGCAAUAGCCCAUCGCAAAAGCCGCUCUACGCUGCCGAAAUGCAUACUCCGCAAUCAGCGCCGUCGUAUCGGGAUAAUCCGUACCCUGGGGCCGAACAACAGCUUAAGCCCGAACUGGCUGGGGCAGGAGAGUAUAACAGGACGGAGAUGCCAGCAGAGAGUGAAGGACACACCGUGUUCAAGAAGGACAAUCGAGCCGAACUUGCUGGUUCAUGAGUUUUUGGAGCGAUGUAGCGAAUGAUUCUGGUACAGCGUUGCAUAUGGGAUCAAAAAUUGAACUAUCAGGCUAUAAUGCAUCGCUAGGUAGGCUUGAUGUCUCGCACGAAAUGACCCGCAUACAUGAAUACAUAUUCGUGACUCAGAGUUGGUACGCGUCUUGCCACUAGCCUGUUUCGAAUGGUUCUUGUGAUCUUCUCAAAGGUAGAUGGGUUAGUCGGGCAAGGUAAGUGAACAUGCAUAUCCCUUCAACAACUGGUACGCCAGAACGCCCUUACAGCUCGGUU
Molecule: messenger RNA, 1960 nt
Organism: Exophiala viscosa
Lineage: Eukaryota; Fungi; Ascomycota; Eurotiomycetes; Chaetothyriales; Herpotrichiellaceae
Exons: 1
Coding region: 489-1673 (394 amino acids)
Source: RefSeq, a predicted model, not a curated record